This is a messenger RNA of Colletotrichum higginsianum IMI 349063, 258 nucleotides long. RefSeq lists its product as uncharacterized. The transcript has a single exon. The coding region runs from base 1 to 258 and encodes 85 amino acids. NCBI's taxonomy places the organism in Eukaryota, Fungi, Ascomycota, Sordariomycetes, Glomerellales, Glomerellaceae. The record is from RefSeq and is a predicted model, not a curated record.
AUGAGUCAAAGCGGGAAUACCUUCUACGGUCAAAUUCUGUCGAUCGAAGGUGAAGACAGACAACACGAGCGUGCGAUUGACGAAGAGGGCCUCACAGACAACGAUGACAAUUCUGAGGACGAGAUGACCUUCAGCUCACAUCUCCUGACCAUGACGAAUAUCGACAAAUUCGUUCAACGACUUGACCAAGUCAGCAAAACCCAGCCAAUCGACUCUCAUGAGUGUAUCGCAUCCCGAAUCCACCUCUUUCUAUGCUGA